Spinacia oleracea (spinach) is the source of this 486-nucleotide messenger RNA. RefSeq names its product soluble inorganic pyrophosphatase 3-like. The record is from RefSeq and is a predicted model, not a curated record. The transcript has 2 exons. The coding region runs from base 1 to 486 and encodes 161 amino acids. NCBI's taxonomy places the organism in Eukaryota, Viridiplantae, Streptophyta, Magnoliopsida, Caryophyllales, Amaranthaceae.
AUGCGCAGGAACUUUCAUCACUGGGAUAUAAUAGCAGUACUAAUGCGAAUGGAAAUGAAAAGGGAAACCUUAACACUCUUGUCAAAGCAAUCCCUGGAGUAUCUAUUGCCAGUCAUGCUGAUCAUCACAAGCAUAGUAAAAGCGUCAAGAGACGUGAGAAAAGAGCUCAGCAAGAAGCUGCAAGGGAGCAAAGAAAACAGGAGCAACAAAGAAACAUCACUAGUGAUAAGAGUGGUUGAGGAUGAGUUAUUGGAGAAGAAGCUGGACCCACUUGGAAUGACCAUUAAUGAGGUUAAACCUGAUGGCCACUGCCUUUAUCGAGCUGUUAGAAGAUCAGCUAGCUCACUUGUCAGGAGGGGUGAGGCAGAUGAUAAAAUCAAAGAUGUUUGUGCUGAUGAUCUUGAGUACAUGUUUUACUCAGACAUCAAGGAACUUUCUCCCACAGACUUGCAUAAAUCCGUCGUUUCUUUGAAGACUAUAUCCUAA